This is a messenger RNA of Athene cunicularia (burrowing owl), 957 nucleotides long. It is a transcript of the gene IL12B, whose product is annotated as interleukin 12B. Gene Ontology annotation, molecular function: protein binding; cytokine receptor activity. The record is from RefSeq and is a predicted model, not a curated record. The coding region runs from base 1 to 957 and encodes 318 amino acids. Gene Ontology annotation, biological process: immunoglobulin mediated immune response; cytokine-mediated signaling pathway. The transcript has 6 exons. Lineage: Eukaryota; Metazoa; Chordata; Aves; Strigiformes; Strigidae. Gene Ontology annotation, cellular component: external side of plasma membrane.
AUGUCUCACCUACUAUUUGCCUUACUUUCAUUAUUUUCCUUUGCUGCCCUUCUGGAAGCACAGUGGAAACUGAGGGAAAAUGUGUACGUCAUUGAAUCAGAAUGGAAUGAUGAGACACCAGCUAAAAGACUGGAGCUCACCUGUAACACAUCUGAUGAAGCACUGCCAGUUUACUGGAAAAAGGGCACCGAACUGAAAGGAACUGGAAAGACUCUGAUUGCCGAAGUGAAAGAGUUCCCAGAUGCUGGCAACUACACCUGUCUGACAGCUAAUACUCAUGAAAUCAUCAGUUAUGAUUUCUUCCUCAUAACUAAAAUAGACUCCAAUGGGCAAAUGAUAAGGUCAAUUCUGAAAAGCUUUAAAGAGCCAAACAGGACGUUUCUAAAAUGUGAGGCAAAGAACUACUCUGGAAUUUUCAUAUGUUCAUGGAUGACAGAAAAUGAGAGUCCAAAUGUGAAGUUCACAAUCAGAAGUCUAAAAGGUUCUCAAGGAGACGUAACCUGCAGCAGCCCUGUAGCUCAUACUGAUCUAUCAGUGACUGAAUAUACUGAAUAUAGAGCCCAAUGCCAGAUAGAAAACUACUGUCCGUUUGCUGAAGAGCACCAACCAAUUGAGAUGUUCCUGGAGGUCAUUGACGAGGUGGAAUAUGAGAACUACACCAGCAGCUUCUUCAUCAGGGAUAUCAUAAAACCCGACCCACCCCAAUGUCAGUAUGUGACCACAAAUGGAACAGUGACCUGGACAUAUCCCAGAACAUGGAGCACACCAAAGUCAUACUUCCCUUUGACUUUCAGGGUCCAAGUUGAAAGUACGAAGAAACAUGAAAGCCAGGUCUAUGAUACUGAUGAGCAGUCUAUGCAGAUUCCAACAGCUGGGCCAGAAGACAAGAUCUCCGUGCAGGCCAGGGAUCGCUAUUACAAUUCAUCCUGGAGUGAGUGGUCCUCACUUUGCAGGUGA